AUGUCAACAAUUAAUAUAACACCAAACAGAAAAUUAAUUAAUUGUGGUAUAUGUCAUCAACAAUUUGUUGAUCCACGUAUAUUACCUUGUUCACAUACAUAUUGUCUACGUUGUAUUAAACAAAUUGCAUCGAAUCAUCCAGAACAUUUUGAAUGUCCUGAACACGAUGGUACUAUUAUACUAAAAGAUUCUAUUGAUACAUUAAAAGUAAAUCGAACAAUACGUGAUCUGAUUGAACUCUUAAAUUUUAGUUCUGGUUCAAUUCUAUGUGGAAAUUGUCAUGCAAUUGCAUCGAAAUAUUGGUGUAAUAAUUGUACAAAUAGUUAUUGUGAACAAUGUAGUCAAAGAAUUCAUAAUAUGAGUGCAUUUCAACAUCAUGAACCUACUAUAUUAAAAGAAAAAUCAUUUGAAUUAAUGUUAUGUGAAAAACAUCAAGAUGAAAAAUUAAAAUAUUGGUGUUUAAAAUGUGAAAGAUCUGUAUGUAGUGAUUGUCUAUUAAAUGAACAUAAAGAUCAUCAAUAUGAAUUAAUUUAUAAAAUUGCUAAAGAUUUUGAAACAAAAGUAAAUAUUGAUUUAUCUAAUAUUGAAUUAUCAUUAAAUAAAAAUGUUAAUCAAACAAAUACUUCAAUAAAGACAAUUAAAGAUGAAUAUGAAUUAGAAAAACUUAUGAUUAAUGAUUCAAUGAAUUUUUUACAACGUAUUAUUGAUGAACAUGAACAAGAAAUAUUACAAAAACUUCGUGAUAUUGAUAUAAAUAAUAAUAAACUUAUGGAAAAUUUUAAAAAUCAUUUAAUAAAUGAAUUAUAUGAAUUAGAAUUACAAAAAACAACAUUAGAAAUACUUUCAUCAAGUAAAGAUCCAAUUAAAUUAAUGCAUGCUCGUCCACAAUUUAUUGAUUAUAUUAAUCAAAGAAAUUAUAUAUUACAAAAUUUACAAUUACCAACUAAACAUAUUCAUUAUAUAGAAGGUAUGGAUUUAGUACAAUAUAUAAGAGAAAAUAUUUUACAAUGUGGACGAAUUAUUGAUGGUUUAAAACAACCUAAUAAAAAUAUAAUAUAUCCUAAUCCACAACUUGAAAAAUUAAUUGGUAAUAAUCAAACAAAAUAUGAAUGGAAUUUUCAAAAGAAAAUUUUAAUAGAUGAAGAUAUAAAAAUUAUAGCUGAUGCAUUAAUAACUAAUACAACACUUAUUAAACUUAAUCUAUCUCAAUGUCAAAUCGAUGAUCAAGGUGCACAAUAUCUUGCUGAUGUUCUUAAACAAAAUAAGACACUUAUUUCACUUUACUUACAUAAAAAUCAAAUAAGUAAUUAUGGAGUACGUUUUCUUGCUGAUGCACUUAUACAAAACAAAACAUUAACUACACUUGAUCUCUCACAUAAUAAUAUUAAUGAUGAAGGAAUUCAAUAUCUCGCUAAUAUGUUACAGAAAAAUAGCAAACUUACUACUCUUCAUCUGUCUCAAAAUCAAAUUGGUGAUAAAGGAAUACAAUAUCUUGCUAAUGCUCUACAACAAAACAGAACAUUAAAUAUUCUUCACCUUUCUCAAAAUCUAAUUGGUGAUCAAGGAAUACAAUAUCUAGCCGAUGCUCUCAUAAACAAUACGACAUUAACAACAAUCAAUCUUUAUUGGAAUGAUAUUGGUGAUAUUGGUGCUCAAAGUAUUGCUUAUGCUAUUGAAAAUAAUAGAACACUAACUACACUCUAUCUUUCUCAUAAUCGAAUUGGUAAUAGUGGUGUAGAACAUUUUGUUAAUGCUCUUAGACGAAAUACAACAUUAACAACACUUAGUUUUCAUGAAAAUCGAAUCGAUCAACAAACACAAAAUCGUAUAAAAAAUAUUUUGAAAACUAAAACACAAAUAACAAUAUAUUGGUAA
Molecule: messenger RNA, 1875 nt
Organism: Rotaria sp. Silwood1
Lineage: Eukaryota; Metazoa; Rotifera; Eurotatoria; Philodinida; Philodinidae
Source: the annotation of a GenBank genome assembly